AGUAUUACAAACAUGAACGCCAUCUUGAUCCUCGCACUUCUUGGCCUAGCUGGCUUGGUUUACGGUGGUGGAUACGGCCUUGGAUAUGGUGGCUACGGCCAUGGCUACGGUCUCGGCUAUGGUUACGGGCAUGGUGUCGGCUACGGAGGCUACGGUCACGGCUACGGCCAUGGCUAUGGCGUGGGUCACGUCACUAAGAUCGCUCACGUGGGUGGAGGGAAAGGAUACAGCGCAGGCGUCCACUACGGAUCCGUCCACACACUUGGACACGGAUAUGGCGGCCAUGGACUCGGCUACGGCUACGGCCGUGGUCUCGGCUAUGGUUAUGGCGGCUUUGGCCACGGUGGCGUCGCCGUCAAGGCUGUGGGUCUUGGCUACGGCCAUGGCUUUGGUUACGGUCACGGCUACGGCUAUCAUGGUUAAGCUGCUUCUAGUGUUGAGGUGUUUAAUAAAUAGAAAUAUUCAUAUGGGGACCUGCACGUACAAACACAAGAGCCCGGUGCCUGAGUGAAAUAAAAUGUUCCUAACAUCUUCACU
Messenger RNA from Dermacentor silvarum, 537 nucleotides. Its product is annotated as keratin-associated protein 6-2-like. The transcript has 3 exons. NCBI's taxonomy places the organism in Eukaryota, Metazoa, Arthropoda, Arachnida, Ixodida, Ixodidae. The record is from RefSeq and is a predicted model, not a curated record. The coding region runs from base 13 to 423 and encodes 136 amino acids.